Lathyrus oleraceus (garden pea) is the source of this 1461-nucleotide messenger RNA. RefSeq lists its product as uncharacterized. The transcript is spliced from 4 exons. Bases 1 to 1461 code for a protein of 486 amino acids. Lineage: Eukaryota; Viridiplantae; Streptophyta; Magnoliopsida; Fabales; Fabaceae. The record is from RefSeq and is a predicted model, not a curated record.
AUGUCCAAUUACAAAUGGAGGAUGGGAAUGUAUUUUAGUACCAAAGGUAAGUUUAAGGAAGCAAUAACCUCAUAUGCAGUCCAAUCUGGUACAAACCUGAAGUUAACUAAAAAUGACAAUAUAAGGGUGAGGGUUAGAUGUAAAUAUGGAUGUGAGUGGGAAGCAUAUUGUGCUAAGUUGCCUAAUGAGGAUUCUUGGCAACUAAAGAAGGUAGUUGACACUCAUAGUUGUAGUAGAAAGUAUAAUGUAAAUAUGAUGAGCACUAAAUGGUUGAGUAAAAGGAUUCAAAAUUCCUUGAAAAAUAAUCCUAGGAUGAAUAUUAAGGAUAUGAAGGAAAAGGCAAAAAAGAAGUGGAAUGUAGGUGUUAACAAGACUAAGUCCAUAAGAGUUAGAUUUGAAAAUAGAGACAUGGUUAAUGGUUCUUUCCAAGGGGAUUAUACUAUAAUUUAUGAUUAUUUCCAUGAGAUAUUAAGAACAAACCCAGAGUCAACAGUAAAACUAAAUGUUCAAAAUGUUCAAGAAAGUCUUUGUGGAGGGAAAAUUCUGGAAGCCAUAGGCAGAGAUCCCAAUGAUCAAAUGCUGCCAAUAGCUUUUGUAGUAGUGGAGAGUGAAAAUAAGGAUAGUUGGACAUGGUUUUUGGAGUUGCUUAUUGAUGACAUUGGAGGAGAUUUUAAUAGUGUCAUUCUUAAUUCAAGGGCCAAGCUAAUGAUAACCAUCAUGGAAGAAAUAGGGACCUACAUGAUGGAAAAAUGGGCUACCAAUACGAAAAGGUUUCAAAACUUGGCAGAUGCUGAUGCGUUACCCAAUAUUAGAAGGAAAGUUGAAAAAACAAGCACAUACACAAAUUUAUGGUUUGUCAGGAUGUCAAAUGAGCACAUAUUUAAAGUGAGGCACUUUGAAAAUCUAGCAGAUAACUUUACAGUCAAUUUGAAGGAACAUCUAUGUUCCUACAGAAGAUGGGAAAUCACAGACCUUCCUUGUGUUCAUUCAUUUUCAGAUAUGAGGAGUAGUAACCAUAAGGUUGAUGACUAUAUCCCUGAGUAUUAUAAGAAAUCAAGAUACAUGGCAGACUACAAACAUGUGAUUUAUCCUGUAAAUGUAUCAAAUAUGUGGGUUAGAACAAAGUAUCCUGAUGGUCAACAACCUAAGUAUAGGAAAAUGCCUGGAAGACCAAAGAAGAAUAUGAAUUUAGAGAAAGGAGAGAUUGAUGGCUCUAACUGCAAAAUUAGAAGAACCGGUUUCAUUGUCAAGUGCAGUAGGUGCAAGAAACCAGGUUACAACAAACAUACUUGUAAGGUGACACUGGCUAGUCAACCAUCUCAAAACAAGCAUCUCAACAAUAAUUACUUAACCAACUACGCAACAAGAAUCUCAACAACCAUCCACUCAACAAGCAUCUCAACAACCAACUACUCAACAACCAACUACUCAAUAAUAAGCUACUUAACAAGAAACUCAUAG